Messenger RNA from Cryptomeria japonica (Japanese cedar), 1227 nucleotides. RefSeq lists its product as uncharacterized. Lineage: Eukaryota; Viridiplantae; Streptophyta; Pinopsida; Cupressales; Cupressaceae. The record is from RefSeq and is a predicted model, not a curated record. Bases 1 to 1227 code for a protein of 408 amino acids. The transcript is spliced from 2 exons.
AUGUACUCCACAAUAUCUAAAACUGCCUACAGGCAGGCUUCUGUAGCUGCAAAAAUUGGCAAGCCUCAACAACAGAGCCCUCUUCUAUUCCCACCGUCUCCGGAUCCGUACUCUGCAUAUCUCUUACUUGAGGAAGAUGAACAUGACGAGAAUGGUAACUCUUCAUCUGUCUCCUGCUGUUGGGGAUGCUGCAAAGGCAAUUGUCUGCGAGAAUUGCCAUUUCCCCAAGACAAAUGCUUAACAAUUCAAUACAGUACAAGUGAUGGAGAGAACUCCCAAACAGAAUGGGAUAGAGUGUACUUUAUUCCUGUUUUGGGCCAACCCAUUUCCUCCCACUGCUACUAUGUCGUGCGUGCUGAAGGCAAACACAAGGGGUUAGUGGAAACAUGCUCUACUGAAGAAGACAUGGUGACACUCUGUUGUUGUAGAUAUGUGAAAGAAAUCUGUCCCAGAUCUUUGCAACCCACCAACUCAAAUCAACAAAUUCAGAUAAUCUCAACGAAGUUUGGAUUCUCAUCAAAGUGCAUAGAUUCUGAUGCUUUCCCUCCAAUGUUCCUGCGGAGGAAGAAUUGGACUGUGGUUGCCAAAGACAUGCGUGGCAAACAUGGGCGGCUUGCUCAUGUUGGAGGGGAAAAUACUGAACUUAGAGCACAAUUACCUCACUUUGAUUUCUCUGUGUCACAGAGAAGACUCCCUGUUGUUAUGGCUGGGGAGUGGUAUUGCCCCUUUAUCUUUAUCAAUGAAUUGGGUACCAGAUUGGAGGAUCCUAAAUUCCAGCUCAUGGAGUCUCCCUUCUACAAGAUGGAUCUAGAAAAGUACUGGGAAGAAAUAUACUCUACUCAAGGUAUGACAGGAAAAGAUGUUGAUGUGGACAAAAUAAUCAAGCUAGAAGAAGUGCUACUUUUUGGAGAAGAGGCAAUUGAGGAAAUCAGAGAUAAUGAUGGAAGUGUUUUGUUUAAAGGUGUGGGAAAUCAAUGGGGACAUCCUACUGGUGUGAAACUUAGCUGGCCCAUCAUUGCCAAAAUAAGGGCAGAUCAAGGUAGAGAUGGAUCAGAACAAGGAAGUGGUGUAGGAGUGAAGAAAUCAUUCAGUGGUGCUGGGAUGAAAGGAAAAUUUGCCUGUUAUGUUGUAGUGGAAAGAUAUGUAUUGAAAAGAAUGGAUGGGAGCAUUGCACUUACAUAUUCAUUCAGAAAUGUGAACCAAAUACAGGGAAAGUGGGAAGUUUGA